Messenger RNA from Physella acuta, 2119 nucleotides. RefSeq names its product protein disulfide-isomerase. Gene Ontology annotation, molecular function: protein disulfide isomerase activity. Gene Ontology annotation, cellular component: endoplasmic reticulum. Lineage: Eukaryota; Metazoa; Mollusca; Gastropoda; Physidae. The record is from RefSeq and is a predicted model, not a curated record. Gene Ontology annotation, biological process: response to endoplasmic reticulum stress; protein folding.
CCGUAAAUAUUAUACCGGAACCUGUACCGGUGCCACGUUGAAAGUAAAAACUAAGGAUUUCCUCUUCACAUCUUUAGAGAUCGUUGCUGUGUACGUUACACUGGUUACAAUAGCCGACAUAAGAAAAAACAUGUUUCGCUUUGUUUUAGCUACUUUAGCUGUUAUUGCCUCAAUAGCGUUAGGCAGUGUGGAUGAAGAAGAAGGAGUGCUUGUGCUUACUAAAUCAAACUUCGAAGGCGUUAUUACAGAAAAUGAAUUUGUUUUAGUGGAAUUUUAUGCACCUUGGUGCGGACAUUGCAAGGCACUAGCCCCUGAAUACAGUAAAGCUGCUCUAAAAUUAAAGGAAGAUGGCUCAAAAAUUAAACUUGGUAAGGUAGAUGCAACAGUUGAAUCAGAUCUUGCUGAAAAAUACCAAGUCAGAGGAUACCCCACACUCAAGUUUUUCAGAAAUGGCAAUGCUAUUGAGUAUUCAGGUGGCCGUCAGUCAAGCGAUAUUGUAAACUGGUUGAACAAAAAAACUGGACCUCCAGCAACUGAUCUCACUGAUAAAGAUUCUGCCAGCUCAUUCAGAGAAAAACAAGAUGUUGUUGUCAUUGGAUUCUUCAAGGAUCAGGAAUCAGAUGAAGCCAAGGAAUUCCUUAAAGUUGCAAGUGCAUUAGAUGACAUUCCUUUUGGUAUUACAUCAGACAGCGAAGUAUUUGCUGAUAACAAAGUUGAAAAAGAUGGAGUUGUUCUGUUUAAGAAGUUUGAUGAGGGCCGCAAUGACUUUGAUGGUGAACUCAAAGAAGAUGCUAUUCGUGCCUUCAUUACUAAAAACAGAUUGCCCCUUGUUAUUGAAUUUACACAAGAGUCUGCCCAAAAGAUAUUUGGAGGUGAAGUGAAAAAUCACAUCCUCUUGUUCUUGAAGAAAGAAGGUAAUGAUGAUGUCAUUCAGGGCUUUGGAGAGGCUGCCAAGGAAUUCAAAGGAAAGAUCCUGUUCAUUUACCUGGACACUGCCAAUGAAGACAAUAGCCGUAUCAUGGAAUUUUUCGGUUUGAAAGAAGCUGAGGUACCAGCUGUCCGCCUGAUCACUCUGGCUGAAGACAUGACCAAAUACAGACCAACAGCUGAGGGUGUUGAUGCAGCCACCAUUAAACAAUUUGCCCAAGAUUUCUUGGAUGGCAAACUGAAACCACAUUUGAUGUCUGAAGAAAUCCCAGAAGACUGGGAUGCCAAGCCAGUCAAGGUUCUAGUAGGAAAAAAUUUCAAAGAGGUUGCUCUUAACAAGGAUAAGGCAGUCUUUGUUGAGUUCUAUGCUCCAUGGUGUGGACAUUGUAAACAGCUGGCACCAAUCUGGGAUGAGCUUGGAGAAGCUUACAAAGAUAAUGACAAAAUUGUAAUUGCCAAGAUGGAUUCAACAGCUAAUGAAGUAGAAGAGGUCAAAGUUCAGAGUUUCCCUACAUUGAAAUAUUUCCCAGCUGGAAGUGACAAGAUUGUUGAUUACAAUGGUGAAAGAACUCUAGCAGGAUUCAAAAAGUUUUUGGACAGUGAUGGUCAAGAUGGUGCUGCUGCUGCAGCAGAGGAAGAGGAGGAAGAUGAAGGUGAAGAAGAGGGAGAAGAAGAUCCACAGAAAAGAGAUGAAUUAUAAACAGUCAUUCAAUUUCUAUUCCAGUUUUACUCUUAACCUAACCAUCUGAUGAUAUGCUCUUCUUUUAUUUAUUUUAGAAAUUAUAAUUAAUGGUAUUCAAAAACAUUGCUGGAAUAGAAGAUAAGAUUUACAGGGGCGAUUGGUAAAAAUAAUAUUCUAGGCUCAGGAAAUAAUCAACAAAAUAUUUAGAACAGAAGAGGCAUCUGGUUGUUAAUAAAUGUGUAUGUUCAAUGGUAUAAUAUGUGCUGUGACUGAGGUGUGCUGCUUGCAAAUGCUGAAUUUUGUUAAUGUUAAAUUACCUUUUCUUCAGAAGCAUGACAGGGUUGGCUGCUUUGUACAGAUAGUGUUUGUUGGUACGGUAUAUUAAAAGUUUAUAAUUUGUUGGAUAUUAGACAAAUUAAUGUAUUGAUUAUCAUGAAUGAAAGUUCUUUACCUUGCCACAGUUUGUUGGUGAGCAUAUUUGAUUGAUUCAUGAUUAAAUGGAUGUCUUCC